Musca vetustissima is the source of this 1614-nucleotide messenger RNA. RefSeq names its product protein Cep89 homolog. Gene Ontology annotation, cellular component: ciliary transition fiber; centriole. NCBI's taxonomy places the organism in Eukaryota, Metazoa, Arthropoda, Insecta, Diptera, Muscidae. The coding region runs from base 1 to 1614 and encodes 537 amino acids. Gene Ontology annotation, biological process: cilium assembly; mitochondrion organization; chemical synaptic transmission. The transcript is spliced from 2 exons. The record is from RefSeq and is a predicted model, not a curated record.
AUGUCAACAACACGUCGUAAUGUCAUCAUAACCGAUUUGGAUCAAUCCGACAAUGAACAGCAACGACAACAACAGCAAGAAGACCAACAUCGUAAGGUUGGCCACAAAAAACGUACCAAAGAAAAACAAUUACAAACAUUAUCUGGGAAUUUUACAAGACGUUCCCAGAGUGCUGAAUGUAAGCCAGAGGAAAGACUGCUGCGUGGCGGUGAAUCGACUGGUGGCGGUGGUGGUUGUGGUGAUAGGAUAAAUAAUAAAAAUGUGAAACAUGUUAGCUAUUUUCAUGAUUUGCUCCAGUCGAAGGACAAACAAAUGGAAAAACUCCUUCAACGCUUAGCGACAGUUCAUAAAUUUAACGAACAAUUUGCCGAUGAAAAUCAACGCCUACUCCAUGAGGCCAAAGUUCUGCAACAACAAAUCGCCCACCUACAACAACAAAUAGCAAAUUGUGACAAAUGUCAUCGUUUGGAAAGUGAACUAAAGAAGAGUGAUGAAGAUAAUCGUUUAUUAACUGCCGAUGUAAAUAUGAUGAAGACCUUGGUCUACCGUUUGAAUGUACAAAUUGAACAUUAUCAAGAUGCAUUACGCCAAUCGAAAUUAGCUUCCGAAGAAACUCUAAAGACUGCCAGUGCCUCAGGUGCGAAUAAAUCUUCCAUAUCACAGUGGCAAGAGGAGCCAAUACGUAAUCAUACAUUGGCUCCACUGCUGCAAUCCUACGAUGAAAUGAUACGCGACAAAGAUGAUUUAAUACAACAAUAUACCCAAGAAUUUGAACAUUUUACGGGAGAGUUGAAAACAGUUUUGGAAGAGAAUAAUCGUUUACAGCAGCAAGUGGAUUCGCUGAAGAGAGAUGGUGGUAAUUGGCGUGAGGAACGUGCCCGACUUCAGGCUCAGCUGGACAUAUGCCGGCAAAAGGCUGAAGCUCAAACCCGCAAAACUGAUUUAGCCAAAGAAAAACUGGUCGAAGUUAUGCACUGUUAUGAACAGAAGAUACAAACAUUGGUUUUGGACAUGGAACAUUUACAGAAUGCAUAUACCAGAUGUAAAGCAGAAUUGGUGUCUCUCAAAAGUAUUGCAGCGUUACCCCAAGACACCAUAGCCAAUUCACUAAAAGAAUGCAAAGAACUGCUCGAACAAUUACGCCAACAACAUAGCAAGGAAAAACAUUCUCUGGAACGUACAAUUGGAGAGCUAACCGAACGACAUGCCAGUGCGGAUCAUCAAGUGGUAAAGUUUAAAGAUGAAAAUGCUAAAUUAAAACAAGAAUUGGAACAACAUUCUGCUCAGAUGGAAGAGUUGCGGAAACGGAAUGCCUCACUGCAACGUUCAACAGAAAAGGUGAAAAAAUCACGAGAUCGUUUGCGGGCACGACUUCGUAUUGCUCUACAAUGGGCUCAAAAACUAGAAGAAGGUCAAGCGAAUUUACAAAGUACUUGGGAUGCUCUCAAACGUUUGGAAACUAUUGUCAAACAUAAAGAAUCUCAAGUUCGUGGUUUACAUGCUCGUCAUUUGCAGGAGAUUGAUAAAAUGGAAAAGAAAUUAGCUCAGAAGGAGGAGACAAUAAGGACGAUAUUACGCGAUCGUUUAAAUGUAAAUACAACGGAAAAGCGAUAG